AUGGGUUCUGUUCGAGAAUAUUAUUUGACAAACUACACGAAAUGUCCAAGAUGUGACACAUUUCUGUGCACCUGGCAAGAAGUUGCGUACACGUUUCAUUCGAUAACUAUAUUUUCUCUACCCUUCUACAUUUUUGGAGGAUACUGUAUUUUAUACAAAACUCCAAAGGAAAUGAAAAUGUAUUCCAGGACUUGUCUCGUGGACAUUUUUCUCAAUGUACUUGCUACGCCCUAUCUGUUUUUCCCGACUCUCUCAGGAUUUUCUGUCGGUUUACUCAACUUUUUGCGUGUCCCUCCAAAAAUCCAAGUGUGGCUUGUGUUUCAGAGUUUAAAUUGGAUGUUAUUCUCAAUGACAAUGCUUUUGGAAAACCGACACAACUCAAUUCUAUUCAAUAGAUUCCAAAUAACUAAAAACCGAACUAAAAUCAUAUAUUAUUUGGUUCGUUAUCUAUCGGGUCUAAUAUAUUCUAUGUCUUUACUAUUCUUCAUACCAGAAGAUCAAAAUUCCGCACUACUCCAAGUUCUAACCAAAAUACCAUGCCCGUCUCAAGAAUUUUUCACGGCUUCCGAUGUUUUUGUAUUGUGUAUCGAUGAGAACUACGUCACGUUCCUGGCACUAUUCACAGGGAUUGGUGUCUUGACAGAGAUAGCUCAAAUUGUAUUUUUCUUAGCGUGUUGUGUAUAUUAUUUAUUUGUCUCGGUACGAUCAUUCGCUUCUAAAAAGACACGACAAAUGCAAGUUAAAUAUUUUGCAAGUAUAAUUUUACAAAUAUCAAUUCCAAUGGGAUUCAUGAUGCCUACCGUUCUCUACAUAUUCCUUUCUUUAUCAUACAAGUUUUAUAAUCAAGCUCUAACUAACUUAUCAAUACUUCAUGCAUCACUUCACGACUUGUUAUCCACAUUUAUGGUACUUUUAAUUCAUGCUCCAUACCGGCAUUUUAUCUUUUCUUUCUUUAAAAAAUUGGAUACAAGUGUAUCGACUUCGGAAGUUCGAGAUGAAUCAGUGAUGGCAACCCAAAUUACUAUUAAACAAGUUUCUAUGUCUCCAGUUACAAAUUAA
This is a messenger RNA of Caenorhabditis elegans, 1059 nucleotides long. RefSeq names its product Serpentine Receptor, class H (gene srh-83). The transcript is spliced from 4 exons. The record is from RefSeq and is marked reviewed. Lineage: Eukaryota; Metazoa; Nematoda; Chromadorea; Rhabditida; Rhabditidae. The coding region runs from base 1 to 1059 and encodes 352 amino acids.